AUGGGCAAGGACGACGAGAAGCUCCUCCACAUCAACGUUGUCGUUAUCGGCCACGUCGAUUCUGGCAAGUCUACCACCACUGGUCACUUGAUCUACAAGUGCGGUGGAAUUGACGAGCGUACCAUCGAGAAGUUCGAGAAGGAAGCCACCGAACUCGGAAAGGGCUCCUUCAAGUAUGCCUGGGUUCUUGACAAGCUCAAGGCCGAGCGUGAGCGUGGUAUCACCAUUGAUAUCGCCCUCUGGAAGUUCGAGACCAAGAAGUACCAGGUCACCGUCAUUGACGCUCCCGGUCACCGUGAUUUCAUCAAGAACAUGAUUACUGGUACUUCUCAGGCCGAUUGCGCUAUCCUCAUCAUCGCUGCCGGUACUGGUGAGUUCGAGGCUGGUAUCUCCAAGGAUGGCCAGACUCGUGAGCACGCUCUGCUUGCCAACACCCUCGGUGUCAAGCAGCUCAUUGUUGCCGUCAACAAGAUGGACACCGCCAAGUGGUCUGAGACCCGUCUCCAGGAAAUUGUCAAGGAGACCUCCAGCUUCAUCAAGAAGGUCGGCUUCAACCCCGACACUGUCCCCUUCGUCCCCAUCUCCGGUUUCCACGGCGACAACAUGGUUCUGCCCACCGAGAACAUGCCCUGGUACACCGGCUGGACCAAGACGUCCAAGGCUACCGGCAAGACCGUCACUGGCAAGACCCUCCUGCAGGCCAUCGACGCCAUUGAGCCCCCAGAGCGUCCCACCAACAAGCCCCUCCGCCUUCCCCUCCAGGAUGUUUACAAGAUCGGUGGUAUCGGAACUGUGCCUGUCGGCCGUGUCGAGACUGGUAUCAUCAAGCCCGGCAUGGUCGUCACCUUUGCCCCCUCCAUGGUCAGCACUGAAGUCAAGUCCGUCGAGAUGCACCACGAGCAGCUGGCUCAGGGUGUUCCCGGUGACAACGUCGGCUUCAACGUGAAGAACGUUUCCGUCAAGGAAAUCCGUCGUGGUAACGUCGCUGGUGACUCCAAGAACGACCCCCCCGCCGGCGCUGCUUCCUUCAACGCCCAGGUCAUUGUCAUCAACCACCCUGGCCAGAUUUCCAACGGUUACGCCCCCGUUCUUGACUGCCACACUGCUCACAUCGCCUGCAAGUUCUCCGAGAUUCUUGAGAAGAUCGAUCGCCGUACCAACAAGGUCACUGAGACCAACCCCAAGUUCAUCAAGUCUGGUGACUCCGCCCUGGUCAAGAUGGUUCCUUCCAAGCCCCUGUGCGUUGAGACUUUCAGCGAGUACCCCCCUCUGGGCCGUUUCGCCGUCCGUGACAUGCGUCAGACCGUCGCUGUCGGUGUCAUCAAGGCUGUCGAGAAGGCCGUCGCCACCGGCAAGGUCACCAAGUCUGCUGCCAAGGCUGUCGGCAAGAAAUAA
Molecule: messenger RNA, 1395 nt
Organism: Cordyceps militaris CM01
Lineage: Eukaryota; Fungi; Ascomycota; Sordariomycetes; Hypocreales; Cordycipitaceae
Product: elongation factor 1-alpha
Exons: 5
Coding region: 1-1395 (464 amino acids)
Biological process (GO): translational elongation; translation
Molecular function (GO): translation elongation factor activity; GTPase activity; GTP binding
Source: RefSeq, a predicted model, not a curated record